This is a messenger RNA of Guillardia theta CCMP2712, 159 nucleotides long. RefSeq lists its product as hypothetical. NCBI's taxonomy places the organism in Eukaryota, Cryptophyceae, Pyrenomonadales, Geminigeraceae. Gene Ontology annotation, molecular function: zinc ion binding; protein-folding chaperone binding. Gene Ontology annotation, biological process: protein import into mitochondrial matrix; protein stabilization; protein folding. The transcript is spliced from 2 exons. Gene Ontology annotation, cellular component: mitochondrion. The record is from RefSeq and is a predicted model, not a curated record. The annotation marks the transcript as partial.
CCCAAAAUGAGCAUGAUCUUCACCUGCAAUGUCUGCGAGACUCGGCAGAUGCGGUCCUUCACCAAGCUGGCUUACGAGAAGGGCAUCGUGAUUGUAACCUGCAAAGGCUGUGGAUCGAGACACUUAAUCGCUGACAACUUGGGCUGGUACAAUGAUUGG